Molecule: messenger RNA, 1019 nt
Organism: Xenia sp. Carnegie-2017
Lineage: Eukaryota; Metazoa; Cnidaria; Anthozoa; Malacalcyonacea; Xeniidae
Product: angiopoietin-related protein 7-like
Exons: 3
Coding region: 62-853 (263 amino acids)
Source: RefSeq, a predicted model, not a curated record
GACGCUAUCACCAAAAGAUAUCAUUUCAACUCAUGAUGUUCACAAUGACAUUGAAUGUUCCAUGAAAUGUCAUCAACAGAAACUAUGUGUUGGCUUUAAUUUCUUAUUUGAUGCAAAAGAAUUUGAGAUAAACUGCCAAAUUACCAACAGAAAAAACCCCAGAAAUAUAGAGAAACUAGCCUCAGAAGGCAAAUGGACUUUUUAUGAAACUCUUGUAUUGGCAAAAGACUGUGCAGAUCUAUACAUGAAAGGAAAGAGGAAGAAUGGAGUUUACGAAAUUGAUCCAGAUGGCCAGGGCAGUUUCAAUGUUUUCUGUGAUAUGACAACAUCUAGUGGAGGUUGGACCGUGUUUCAACGUCGUCAAUAUGGAAGUGUAGACUUUUAUCGAGAUUGGAGGGAUUAUAAAAAUGGUUUUGGUGAUCUAAAAGGCGAAUUCUGGCUUGGAUUGGAUAAAAUAUACCGACUAACAUCAGCAAGGAGAAAUAAACUUCGUGUUGACCUGGGAGACUGGUCAGGAAACAAAGCAUAUGCUGAAUAUGAUUAUUUUGCUGUAGAGAACGAAGCACAUAAAUAUCAGUUGAGUCUUGGUUCAUAUUCUGGAAAUGCUGGAGAUUCAUUACAUUAUCAUAAAGGCAUGGCGUUUUCAACUAAGGAUUCGGAUAAUGAUAAAGAUGGAGGAAACUGCGCCACAGACUACAAAGGUGCUUGGUGGUAUAAGCAUUGUCAUCAAUCUAACCUGAAUGGGCACUACUACUAUAGUGGAGCAUACUACAGUGGGAGUGGUGUGGUUUGGUAUUAUUGGAAAAAAAACGAAAAAUCCUUAAAGUUCACUGAGAUGAAAAUAAAACCAUAAAAACUUCCGAAGACUGUGACGUUAUAAACUUGAUAUUAUUUCUAAUGAAACUUUCAACAUUUAAUUAUAGCGUUUUAGCUUUUAUGUCUUUUAAAGAACCGUUAUAAUCAUAACCAUUUUCCCUAAAAAUUAGAGCUGAUUUCGGUAAUUAUAUGAUUCUAAUGUU